AUGUCCGGCCAGUCCAACGGCGUGGCGGAGAAGACGCACACGGCGUCGCAGCGGUAUCUGUCGACCCGCGGCGAGGAUGAGGAUCUCUCCUUCGAGGAGGUGGUCCUCCAGGGUCUCGGCUCCGACGGUGGCCUGUUCAUCCCGCAGGACAUCCCCAAGGCGGCCGACUGGCAAAGCUGGGCCGGCCUGUCGUUCCAGGAGCUGGCCUUCCGCAUCAUGUCCCUCUACAUCUCCCCGUCCGAGAUCCCACCAGCCGAUCUGAAAGGCAUCAUCGACCGCAGCUACUCCACAUUCCGCACCGAGGAUGUCACGCCGCUCGUGCACAUGAAGGACAACCUGUACCUGCUGGAGCUGUUCCACGGCCCCACGUUUGCGUUCAAAGACGUCGCGCUGCAGUUCCUCGGCAACCUGUUUGAGUACUUCCUUGUGCGGAAAAACGAGGGCAAGACGGGCCGCGACCGCCACCACUUGACUGUGGUUGGCGCCACGUCGGGCGACACGGGCAGCGCGGCCAUCUACGGCCUGCGAGGCAAGAAGGACGUGUCCGUGUUCAUCUUGCACCCCAAGGGUCGCGUCAGCCCCAUCCAGGAGGCCCAGAUGACCACCGUGCCCGACAAGAACGUGCACAACCUUGCGGUGACGGGCACCUUUGACGACUGCCAGGACAUUGUCAAGGCUCUGUUUGCCGACCCGGCGACCAACAAGGCCCUGCGUCUGGGCGCCGUCAACUCCAUCAACUUUGCACGCAUCCUCGCGCAGAUCACCUACUACUUUUAUGCGUACUUUAAGCUCACGCAGGGCCCGCUCGCCGCCGAGGGGUUCAAGGUCGGCGACAAGGUGCGCUUCGUCGUGCCCACGGGCAACUUUGGCGACGUCCUGGCGGGCUACUUUGCGCACCGCAUGGGCCUGGUUGUCGACAAGCUUGUCAUUGCCACCAACGAAAACGACAUCCUCGACCGGUUCUGGAAGACGGGCCGCUACGAGAAGCACCCCCUGUCGCAGCGCGAGCAGCAGGCACAGCAGGCGGGCACGAACGGUGCCGGUGGCCUGGCCGUCGACGGCGCCAAGGCGCACGCGGACGGCGUCAAGGAGACGCUCAGCCCGGCCAUGGACAUCCUGGUGUCGAGCAACUUUGAGCGCCUGCUGUGGUUCCUGGCGUACGAGUUCGCGGCCGCCGCGGGCAUGGACGACGCGUGGAACAAGAAGCAGGCCGGCCAGGAAGUCGCCACGUGGCUCAAGGACCUCAAGACCAAGGGCGGCUUUGGCCCCGUGUACAAGGACGUGCUCGAGACGGCGCGGCGGACGUUUGAGAGCGAGCGCGUCAGCGACGCGCAGACGCUCGAGACCAUCAAAUCUGCGUACCGGAACGGCUCCGAGGGCUACAUCCUCGACCCGCACACUGCCGUCGGGUUCACGGCCGCCGAGCGUUCGAUCGGCCGCACCAGCCCCAGCGUGCCGCACGUGGCCCUGUCGACGGCGCACCCUGCCAAGUUUGCCGGCGCUGUCGUCACCGCUCUGAAGGACGAGGCCGGCUUUGACUUUGAGAAGCAGGUCCGCCCGGCCGAGUUCAUUGGCCUCGAGGACAAGGAGCGCCGCGUCUCGACGGUGGCCAACGACUGGAAGGCUGUCAGUGCCCUGGUCCAGAAGCAGGUGGACGAGGAGCUGUCUGCUCCGUAA
Molecule: messenger RNA, 1677 nt
Organism: Sporothrix brasiliensis 5110
Lineage: Eukaryota; Fungi; Ascomycota; Sordariomycetes; Ophiostomatales; Ophiostomataceae
Product: threonineeeee synthase
Exons: 2
Coding region: 1-1677 (558 amino acids)
Biological process (GO): L-threonine biosynthetic process
Molecular function (GO): pyridoxal phosphate binding; threonine synthase activity
Source: RefSeq, a predicted model, not a curated record